GUGGCGGCACUCUGCAUCUACACGCCGAAGUGUACACGCUGGUCCAUACCUCGCAUAGAAACGUUUUGUACUGUCCUCUUCCCCUUCUCUCCCCCCGCGAUGGCAACCUCAAGCGCUCAACUAGAAGGGUCCUCGAUGGCAGACGCGCCGUCAUCGACCACGUCUGCUGCACGGCCCUCUCCUUCCUCCGCCUUCAAAUCCAGUGAAAGCGCAACUCCGUAUGGGGUGUCGGUGGAACAACUGGAAGCGCUGUCCGCUAUGGCCUACCUUCUCGCGUCGCCUCUUCAACGUCAGCAGCCGUGUGGCAGUGACGCAACGCAUCCUGCGCUGCUGGUGGCCGCCAGGUUGCUGCAACACGGUGUGGAUCCGGAGCGCGUUAUUCAGUUGGUGGAGUGUCGGUACGAAGAUUCAGCUAGCAAGUGA
Molecule: messenger RNA, 423 nt
Organism: Leptomonas pyrrhocoris
Lineage: Eukaryota; Euglenozoa; Kinetoplastea; Trypanosomatida; Trypanosomatidae
Product: unspecified product
Exons: 1
Coding region: 100-423 (107 amino acids)
Source: RefSeq, a predicted model, not a curated record